AUGGCUGCGGCGGCGGUGACGACAGCCCGCAAGCGUCCGGCGGCCGACGUUGCCUGUCCCCCGCCUGCAGCCACCAAGAAGCGGGCACGCUAUCAGUUCUCGAGCAUCGACGACUACGACAAGCUCGAGGUGAUAGGGGAGGGCACCUACAGCGUCGUGUUCAAGGCGCGUCAUAGGCGCACGGGCGAGAAGGUCGCCGUCAAGUACAUCCACGGCGGCGGAGGCGGGCCCGACCGCGCCGCCGUCUUCCGUGAGGCCGGAUGCCUUGCCGCGUGCCGAGGCCACCCGUCGAUCGUGCAGAUCAAGGAUGUCGCCACCAACGAGGAGACCGGGGACCUGUUCAUUGUGAUGGAGUUCGCCGGCUCCAGCCUCCGCGACUGGCUCACGCGGCCCUUCUCCGAGGAUCGGACGCGCGCGUUCAUGCGGCAGCUUCUGGACGCUGCUAAGAAGUUGCACAGCACCAGGACGCUUCACCGUGACAUAAAGCCGGAGAAUGUCCUCCUUGUCCCCGGCGGCGUGCUAAAGAUUUGCGAUUUCGGUUGCGCGACGCCAAUGAAACCCGCUGGGACGCCGUACCCCGAGCGGUGCGUGGGCACGACGCAGUACUGCUCGCCGGAGCAACUGAUGGGCAGCAGGUGCUACGGGCCUGCAGUGGACAUGUGGGCGUUGGGGUGCGUCAUGGCGGAGCUGCUGGCUGGCCAACCCCUGUUCGAGGCCGACACGGAGGAGGACGUGCUCCAGCAGAUAAAGGACCUGCGAGACGAGUUCAGUACGACAGGAUUGCAUGUGUUCGACGUCCUACCGGAGCUGUCGCAGGCCGGGCGCGAGGUCCUCGCCGGCCUUCUGAGAUUCGACCCCGACGAGAGGCUUACCGCAGCGGACGCGCUCAAGCACCGGUGGUUCACGGAGGAUGCCAAGUCCCCUGCUGUCGUAGAGGCAGAGUACCCUGGCUUUGUUCCUCUGUUCUCCGUAGCAUAG
Messenger RNA from Panicum virgatum (switchgrass), 978 nucleotides. Its product is annotated as putative cyclin-dependent kinase F-2. The transcript has a single exon. The record is from RefSeq and is a predicted model, not a curated record. Gene Ontology annotation, biological process: regulation of mitotic cell cycle; protein phosphorylation. Gene Ontology annotation, cellular component: nucleus. NCBI's taxonomy places the organism in Eukaryota, Viridiplantae, Streptophyta, Magnoliopsida, Poales, Poaceae. Bases 1 to 978 code for a protein of 325 amino acids. Gene Ontology annotation, molecular function: cyclin-dependent protein serine/threonine kinase activity; ATP binding.